This is a messenger RNA of Phytophthora nicotianae INRA-310, 623 nucleotides long. RefSeq lists its product as hypothetical. The record is from RefSeq and is a predicted model, not a curated record. Bases 125 to 466 code for a protein of 113 amino acids. The transcript has 4 exons. Lineage: Eukaryota; Oomycota; Peronosporomycetes; Peronosporales; Peronosporaceae.
UGUGAGAAACAUCGAAUUUGAUGUAUCCAUCCAAAUGACGUCUUGAUUGGUCAAUACUCCUAGGGACGGAGUACAGUAGCCAGCUGGAUUGACAAGAAGAAGUCCUCCAGUAUCAGACUGCAGCAUGAGCGGAGGAGGCUAUUUGUGCGGCACCAUCUUCAGCUUCGUGGGCUUCGUUUUCCUGGUGGUGGUGGGAUCGCUGCUCAAGCUACAGCCCAUGUACAUUCUCAACGCAAAGACGCCUAAUUCCGGUGCCAACGCAUGUUUUGAAGCCGCCAUGUUGUAUGCCGUUGCAUUGGUCGUCUGCUACACGAUGUGGCGAAAAGAAAAACUACGUGCUGGCGAGCUGGACUUCCUAUCGGACUCUUUCUCGAUCAAGCGUGAACGAGCUUUCUAUGGUUCCGAAGACUCAGACGAGGAGCUGCCACUGGCGAAGAACAUGUCUCCCACGCCACGCAUGGUGUAGAAGUCUCUGAAAACUCGUCGAAGUCAGACUAGCGAUGAUAUCUAAGACCACAACUGUUUUGCAUAGUCCAAAGUGUUCCAGAUAUUCGUGCUUGAGCUCUCACCCAUCUCUAUCUUUCUCGCUAGCUGACCACCAACGUCCGAGUCCCUUAUACCCA